Molecule: messenger RNA, 2390 nt
Organism: Mercenaria mercenaria
Lineage: Eukaryota; Metazoa; Mollusca; Bivalvia; Venerida; Veneridae
Product: sodium-dependent glucose transporter 1-like
Exons: 3
Coding region: 213-1730 (505 amino acids)
Biological process (GO): transmembrane transport
Source: RefSeq, a predicted model, not a curated record
UGAGAACAUAAAAAUGUGUGUCAUUAAAGUUUAGAAAACAUGAUAAGAUAUCUGAAGAGCUACGUACUUCAAAAAUUCAUGAUUAGUAUAGUUUAGGAUUAAACAGCUCGUAUUUUGUAUACUCAGUUAAUUUUUGUUUCACAUACACUUAAGCUGUUCAGUUAUGUAACUUACUUGUGCUCUUCAUCAACAAUAAACUUCUGAAAAGAAAGAUGGCUGCGGAUGAACUUGCAAUCAAGACAGUUGGACUCAGAAAUCGAACUACAUGGCAGAAAACUAUUGAAACUGGAGCACUCGUAUUAUCUUGGAUGGUGAUGGGUAUGUACUGUGAAACAUCUGGACCUACUCUCAUUGACCUAAAGUACAGACUAAAUACAAGUUAUGAAGAUCUCGCUGUGGCUCUCUCUGCGGCUGGUGGCGGGACCUUUCCGGGGUGUAUAAUUGGUGGUUUUCUUGUUGAUAAAUUCAGCGGGUACAGUCACUUGACGCUCGCUCUGGCUUUGGAUAUUGCAGCAGCCUCAGUAGUACUUAUACCCUGGGUUCCAAACGUGCAGUACUUAUGGAUUCUAAGUUUCACUACUGGCUUUGUUCUUUCUAUACAUAAUGCAGCUGGAACGCGCAUUAAUUUGAACAUUUGGAAGGAAAGUUCGGCUUCACCAAUGAUACUGAUGCACUUAGGCUAUGGAAUCGGGUCUUUGAUAACACCUCUGUACUCGAAUCCAUUUCUUGGAGUUGAGGUUCAAAACGGCAAUGAAAGUGUAAUCAUGUACAGUAAUACCAGUACAUCAAUAAAUACGACAAAUGUUUCAUACUCAACUGCAGAAAAGUUUUCUCUCAAUAAUUCAAGAGUUGAAUAUGCAUACGCUAUCUCAGCUAUUGCAACUGCAGGUCUUUCUGUUGUGUUUUUCGUCUUUCAAUUUAUCGAAAACAAAAUUGUAAAACAAUUGAAGGACGUCGAAACUAGAAGAAGAUCUGAUGUGGAUAAUGAGCGUAUUAGUGAAAUACAUAACGAAACCGACAACGAACAAUUUAAGUUUGACUCAGAAGAAAAGGAUGACAAGUGUAAUAGAUGCAAAGGUUUGCUGCAAAUGAUAAACCCUGCAUCUUGUGCGAAAGGGAGAUUUUGGUACGGGACAAGUAUAUUAAUUUUUAUGUUUUUCUUCUUCGGGAACGUUGGAGGUGGACAAAGAGUCGUAACACAGUUUAUUCGAAGUUUUUCCAUAGAUCAGCUUAACUUCUCAAGUACAGACGGUUCGCUAUUAAACACAAGUUUAUGGAUAAGUUUUUCUGUUGGUCGCUUAUUUUUUUUCGUAAUAGCUAGAUGUGUGUCUGUGAAAGUUCUACUUAUCUUGGAAACAGGCGGUUUUAUGUGUUCGGCAAUUCUAAUGGCUAUUUUUGCGAAUGGAAAUUCCACUGCAUUAUGGGUUCUUAUUCAACCAGUUGCCUUCUUUAUUGGACCAUUGUGGCCAACCGGUGUUGCUUGGACAGAUUAUCACAUAGAACUGACUGGUAUGGGAAUAGCAUCGCAAAUGCUUGGAUCAUCUGUUGGCUUUGUAUGUCAUUUGCAAUUAAUAGGGUAUAUGUAUGAUAAUAUAGGACCGCAGACAUACGUUUAUCAUGUGGCAGGUAGUGCCAUCUUUGGGUUUGUUUUAGCUGUAGCCUUAGCUUUAAUUGGUGCUAAACAUGGAAACAGGUUUGAUUCUGGAUCUGUUGAUUUGACAACUGAAUAGAACGAAAUAGAUGCAGUGAAGACACUUGUGAAACAAAACGAAAAUUGUGGCUCGUUUCAAGACUUAUGUAUUUUUCGAGGAAAUGCCUUUGUAAAUAAACAGGAUUAAGUGGAUCAAACAGUCACAAAAAUAACGCAAAACCUACUAAAUUAGGUGACCUGUUGGACACAAGCCACAAGAAUAACAUCGCUGAAAAUGCCAUAAAAUUAAAUUGUCACAGAAAAUAAAGAAAUGAUGUAGAUGAUAUAAUAUUGUGAUGGUCUUGUUUUGAAUUAUAUUCGCAAACAGUGCCUCUUGCGAGUUGUAAACUAUAGUCAAAAAGCAACCAAAAUGUAAUACAAUAUUCUUUACAUUUAUAUCCAAGUAUUAAAGACAUUAAACAUCAAAUUACGGGACCAAACAAAAUUCUAGCACACAAAGUCGAGUUACUGUAAACAUUGUAGUCUUGUUUAGAAUAAUUAAUUGCUAGGAUGUAUUAUUUUGUUGAACCGUUUUCUUUUCAGAUACAUCAAGGAAAUAUUUUGUUCUUCUUUUCUUGUAAAACACCUUGAUGAGUUUUAGAAAAGAACUAUCGAACAAAGAAUCAGAAAAGAAAAAGGAGUCAACAUAGCGUGGCACACGCCAUAUGUAAAUGCGUGAUAAUAAAGUCGGAAAGGGAUA